Molecule: messenger RNA, 561 nt
Organism: Iphiclides podalirius (scarce swallowtail)
Lineage: Eukaryota; Metazoa; Arthropoda; Insecta; Lepidoptera; Papilionidae
Source: the annotation of a GenBank genome assembly
AUGAGAUCAUGGGCCUCACGCACACUGCCCCAUAAAAAUCACAACACCAAUCCAACACACCAACGCCAAUAUCCUACGCACGUCGAGAGUCCAAUAGGCAUAACACCACGCGCCAUUGUAUAUUCAACGCAACGGGCCUUGACAGAGAAAUUCCUGCAUAAAAGUUCAAGGGGAGCCAUUGUUGUUGGACAAACGAACGGAUUUACUGCGCCGAUGUACUUUUACCGUCGUCUUGUCGGCUUCCUUUUGAGAACUUUCUCUUGCACGAGAGCUCCUAAAGGAACAAAGCCGUUCCCUUUCAGCCGGCGCUUGGAAACCAUCGUAGCAAAUCAAUACUGCCGGCCCGAGAGUUUAGAGCGAGGUCUUGAGAGGUCUUCGGUUCGAUGCUCGGCCUUAGCCUACUUGAGUGACGUGAAGGGGCCUGAGCUUUGCCUCUACCCCCCCCCCCCCCCCCCCCCUCCAGCCGACGUCCCCAACCACGCCGUGUGGUUCUCAGCGAUCGAGGCACUUGAGUGGAAUAAGGUCAACAGGGUCACCAUGAGUUUUAGUAAUGAAUACGGA